This is a messenger RNA of Erythranthe guttata (spotted monkey flower), 2631 nucleotides long. RefSeq names its product CRINKLY4 related 1 (gene CCR1). Lineage: Eukaryota; Viridiplantae; Streptophyta; Magnoliopsida; Lamiales; Phrymaceae. Gene Ontology annotation, molecular function: ATP binding; protein kinase activity; protein binding. The record is from RefSeq and is a predicted model, not a curated record. Gene Ontology annotation, biological process: protein phosphorylation.
ACUGUAAAAAUGGCAACAGCGAGCCGCAGCAGCACCCACGUUCUCUCCUCCUCAUCACUCUUUCUCUCUCUUACUUCCCUAUUUUCUCACUCCUCCAUGUCCAUUGUACCACCAGUACUCCUCCUCCUCCUCUGUACCACCGCCACUCAUGAAAAUCCCACUCUUUCUUCUCCUCGUUCUCGCCGCCGCCGGUUCUGCAUCUGGGUUCGGUUCAAUGGGACCCAUCGCCGCCUCCUUCGGAGAUUACAGCCUCUUCUGCGCCAUCGACGCUAGUGGCAAGCAGGCCGUCAUUUGUUGGGACGCCAAUAACAGCUCUUCCUCCGCCUCCACCUCCUUCCGCUACUCCGCCGCUUUGCCUCCCAUGGCUGCCCUCUCCGGCGGUGACGGGUUUCUCUGCGGCAUUUUAGCAGACACCUCGCAGGCAUCAUGCUGGGAUUCAACUGGCUUCUCCAAAACCUCCGAUCUCGUCCCAUCGGUAUUCAAACCCAACGCCUACUCCCACCUCGCCGCCGGUAAGGACCAUGUCUGCGCGAUUCGAGGAUCUUACUUCUCCGAAAUCGACUCCGGCACCGUCGACUGUUGGGACAUCGUCAUUCUCUCCGGCGGCAACACCUCAACCUCGAAACAGAGCACCCGCUUCUACGACCAGAACGCCACCACACUCGUCUUCAGAAAACUCGUCUCCGGCGACGGCUUCACCUGCGGCAUCAUCAGAGACGGCGGAAUCUCCUGCUGGGGCCCACACUCCAACAAUCUCGCCAUCGCUUCAACCACCAUACCGGCGAAUUUCGUCACCCUCUCCUCCGGCGUAGACUCUUUCUGCGGAAUACUACAAAUGUCCGGCGAAAUCAAAUGCUGGGGCAACAACAACAGCAACUCAUACACCAACCCACCACUCGGAACAAGAUUCGUUUCCCUCGCCGCCGGCGAUCACCAUUACUGCGGAAUCAGAGAGGACAACCACGGAAUCGAGUGCUGGGGAAGCUUCAACUCAUCUUCAAUCCCGAAGAACUCCGGUUUUCUCUCCAUCGCUUCAUCAAACACCCUAACCUGCGGCAUCAGAGAAACCGAUUUAGUCCUCGACUGCUGGUUCUCCGCCAACACCUCCUCGCCGGAAAAUUACGAUCCUCCGCUGCAGCUGUGCAGCCCCGGCCUAUGCACCGCCCUCACCUGCGAUCCCAACAUGUUUGCCUUCAACGCCAGCCUCUUAAACGAACCCGAUCUGAACUCCUUGUGCGUGAGAAAAGAUCUCAGGAUUUGCUCCCCAUGCGGGCUCAAUUGCUCCGACGGGUUUUUUCCGUCGAGUGUAUGCACCGCAAAUGCAGAUAGGGUUUGCACUUCUUGCUCUCUCUGCCAAAACAGUUCUUGCAGCGAAAUCUGCAAGCUUCAAUCUCCAUCGAAGAUUCAACCAAAGCAUUGGGAUCAAUUACGCCAGCUGCUACUCAUAAUCGGAUCCACCGCUUCCGGUUUGUUGCUAAUUCUCGUCGCCUGGUGCGUUUUGCCUCGUGUAGUGAUCUCCACCGCCGACGAAGGCAAAAAAAAGAAUCGAUUUUGUCUGUUUUCGUGCACUCACGGACCCCACAAGGAAUUCGACGAAAAUCCCGACCAGAAUAUCCCGUUAUCGGUGGGCCCAUGCCCUGGAAUAGCCCAAGUUUUCCGACUCUCGGAAUUAAAAGACGCAACAAACGGGUUCAAAGAGUUCAACGAGCUAGGGCGUGGAACCUACGGCUUCGUAUACAAAGCCGUACUCUCCGACGGGCGCCAGGUGGCAGUCAAGAGAGCCAAUGCAGCUACAAUAAUCCACACAAACAGUCGGGAUUUCGAAACCGAGCUCGAGAUUCUAUGCAAUGUCCGGCAUGGGAAUAUCGUGAAUUUGUUGGGGUACUGUGCGGAGAUGGGGGAAAGGCUGUUGGUCUACGAGUACAUACCAAACGGUACCCUACACGAUCACCUGCACGGGGGUCUAUCGAGCUUAAACUGGACCCUCAGGCUGAGAAUCGCCAUGCAGGCAGCAAAAGGGCUCGAGUACCUUCACAAAGAAGUUGUGCCUCCGAUCGUGCACAGAGAUGUGAAGAGCUCGAAGAUUCUUCUAGAUGCCGACUGUGGGGCCCGCAUUGCCGAUUUCGGGCUUUUAACUCCGAUUGGUAGGGAUGUGAAUGCUGAUAUGAGAAUGGAUGUGUACGGAUUUGGGGUUGUGAUUCUUGAGAUUUUGAGCGGGAGAAAGGGGUACGAUGGGGAUUGUGUGCCUCCGAAUAUAGUCGAUUGGGCGUUGCCGUUAAUUAAACAAGGGAGAGCUGCCGCUAUAAUAGACAGGUAUGUACCUUUGCCUAAAAAUGUAGAGCCUCUGUUGAAACUUGCUGACAUAGCUGAGCUUGCUCUCAGACAUGAUCACAAUGAAAAUGUUUCUAUGUCUGAUUUGGCGGUUUUGUUGGAUCAGUUAGUUAAGGAUGGAUUGAUCUUGUAGUUUUGGUUUGACUUUCUGUUUUUCUUUUUUUUUCUUUUUUUUUUUUGGGUGCAAAUUUUAUUUUUUUUGGUUCAAAGAUGAAAGAAUGUGAUUAUCAAUAGAUUUACUUGAGAAAAGCUCUCCUAUAAUUGUACAUUUGUGUGGGUUAUUUUUGUAAAAUUUAUUUA